GGUGGCAGGAAUGCUCCAAGUACCUAGUUUGCGAACCUCAAAUAAAAGAUCAUGAAGAAGAAAGGCUGGCGCUGUCGAUUGGUUACGUCUUGGUCAUGUGACUUUACUUGUUGCAGCUAUGACAACGAAUUUUGAAAGUUGGUUGAACGUUUUAUGUUGGAAUGAGGCUCUGCCACUGAAGUGAAGCAAAUGUCUCUAAAAUGUACCGUAUAUUUGGACAUCCAUACAGUCACAUGUCCAGGAGUGGUGCUCCACCAAAAGGGUGAUAUUUACCUCGGUGUGCGCAUCGUGGGCCAGUACAGGAAGACCUGCUGUUUGCCUCCCAUCUUCCCUUUGCCCUUCCAUCAUAGAAUGGUCUUUGACAAGAUGUUUCCUGGUGUGGUUGACCCUGCUGAUGUAGCUGACCUUCUCGGAGCUGACACCACAUCUUUUGAGCUGAUUCAGUUGGUGCCUCCAGAGGGUGAGAUCCUGGCCACAAUGGAGGAAAACAGCAGAGAGUUCCUGUAUCCACGUCCCAGGCGAAAAUCUACAAAAGGAGCUCCACAGAGAGAGAUCCUAAUGAAGAGGACCUCAUCUUUCCCUGGAAUCUCCCCCGAAGUGGAGUUUGCGGUGACAUCCGUCAUCGAACAGAAUGACGGGAAAGACAGCUGCUCCGCCUCACCUACUCACCAGAUUUCUGCAGCGAAGACGCCUCUACCUGCAUCCAAACAGAACCCAGCAAAAAUGACUUCACCCUCUAAAGCACUUCAUCAGUUGCCAUCCUGGUACUAUUUUUCUACAAAAGACGAUGGGAACUGUGGCUGUGUGAAAGGUGGGAAUGAAACUUUAGAUGGUGAGGCCAGAAAGCAGUCAUCACCUUCAGUCAGACUCCCUCCUUCUUCACACUCAUCUGGUCACAAGAGCAGGACAAAUAAGAAGAAAAAACCACAGCCUACAGAGUCUGGUUAUCAGCAACCCACAGUUUCUUCCACAGCUCGUGCCCUGUCCCCAUACACUCACCGUAAGAUGUGUGAGCUUUCUGAGGAUGCCAUGCAAAGACUCAGCCACCUCCAGCUGGGACCUCACCACUUCAAGAAGGAAGUGCUCAGUCUGCCACCAUUUUUGGUUCCUCACUGCCAUAGUGCCUCUUGUUUGGGAACUCCUUCUUGCCACCAUCUGUUGUCUCAUCAGAACAGUCGUGUGCAUCGUCGCUGCGUCAGGUUUGCAUCUGAUCACACGGAUUCUGGACCAGUUAAGCCUACUUGGAGAAAAUCCACCUGCAGGUCUAAAGGAGAAUUGACCAGAACCACCAAGUAACCACCUCUGACCUUUAAGUUGCUGACUAACACGUCGGUGUUAAAUCCAGUCUGAUAAUGCAGAAUUCAGGGAUAAAAGAAAACGUUCCAGAUUUUACCUGCACCAUGCUUUCUCUGGACACGAGUUCAUGUGAUUCAUUGAUCGACAGGAAAGCAAACAGUCAUCAUUCUGACAGUUGAUUCAUCAUUUAAUUAGGAAGAAAAAUGCCAAAUAUAUUGAUUCUUUUCUCCAGUGUGAAGAUUUUACUUUUUCUCAGUUACAUCACUGUAAAUUAAAUAUUUUAAAGAUUUCUGACUUUUGGUCAAAUAUGACUUUUUUUUUAAAGGUGUUUCACUGGGUGUAUAUCGCAUUUUUUUUUUUUAUUUUAUUACUGAUAACACACACUCAUUACUUAGAAUUUCAUCAGUCCUGCAGUCAGGCCAUCUCACAUAUGCGCUCGAUAUUUUUUAAGAUUCAGAAUGAUUCAAACACCUGUCGAGCCAAGUUUGCUGCGUUUACGCUGAGAUUUUGAAGGAUUGUGUUGUGGAAUGUUAGCUGUACCGCCUCCCACCCACCAGUCAGCUGGGCUGUUUUAAACCACCCUGAUGGAGAAACCAAGCGUCUAAUUUCUCUAAAGCAGUGUGUGAAAUUGGCUCGGGGAGGAAAAAGCAGCAACAUUUUGUGUGUGGGAAGGAGACGGUGUGGAUGUAAGCUGCAGCUGUUAAGGACUCAGCUCUCAACACACAAAGAAGACAAGAAGGUAGCCGAGAGCCACCGCUGUCAGCCAGCGGCGACACAAGAGCAGAUUUAACAGAGCAAGAACAAAACUAAUCUGAUCCAAAGGUGUGGCAGACGCUAACAUUUAGUAAUAACAUUAAAUCAUCCUGUUCUAAAAUGCUGACUGAAAUGUCUUUAGAAUACAGUCUGUGGGCACGAGUGCUUAACUUUAUAAUGCGUUUCAUCUGUACAGGUGUUCAUUUAGCGGUUGUAGCUGAGCAACGUUGUUAGUAAACCUCGGUCAUUGUUACAGCAGGUACGCUGAUACCUCACUAUAGACAGAAACCAGCAAAAUACAGCUGUAAUUCAGCUCAUUUUAGUGAUUACAUAGAGUUUGUAAUAAAUGCUUAUUUUUUUUGUCACUGAAAUCUGUCUUUCGAACAUGAACAUCAUUUAUGUUACCAGUAAAUGCAGCAUUAUGCAUUAAGUAAAUGAAGUGUUAACUGUUUAGUCAUCAUUUAUUAAUGAUGUUCAAUAAUAUAGUAAUAAGAAUUAACAGUAAUUUAACAAUGUUUACUAAUCCUUUAUUAAUGGUGUUCGAUAAUUCAGUAAUAAGACUCAACGGCCAUUUAACAAUAUUUAGUAAUCAUUUAUUAAUAGUGUUCAGUAUAUUGGUAAGUUGUUAAACAAAUUAGUAUCUUAGUUAACACGAACACCCUUAAUAAAUGGUUACUAAACAGUGAUGUUUCAAUUCACUUUUACUUUAUAAACAACAGUAAUGAGCAUUAUCACUUAUGUUUAGUGUAUCUUAAUAAAUUAAUUGUACAAAUUAUGAGGUUAACAUGAACACCCUUAAAUGAUUACUAAAAAUUGGCAAUUCAGUAAAUCAAGAAGUUUCUCUUGUGUGAUUUGAUAAGCCAGUAACUGAACCAGACUUGCACUGAAAUGGGUGAAAGGUUCGGCCUGGCAUAGAAUAGAGACCCUCAAUUUUUUUGGUUAACUGUGGAUAAUGAAGGGGUGUGGCAGCAGAGUCUACAUUCUUGUGUGUAAUGGAUACACUGUAUAUUAUGAAGGGAGAUGCUUUGUUACAAAACUAUUUUUUAAUGGCCUUUUGCAUUUUUACAGGGGCACAUUGAAGCUUUUGCAGUGACAAUACAGCAUGUACCUGUAUAUGUAGAACCAUAGAGUUACAUAUAUGAAAGCUAGCAUGUACACUCCCUAUACCACUAAUGUUAACGCUGCCUACAUGGGGGCACAGCCACAAUUACCAAAGAGGGCAAAAAGUACGACGUACCCAGAUGUGCAACGAAUGAAUGAAUGAAUACGGAGGCCAGACCCAAGACAGACACAACUGUUUGCCCUCUUUGGUAAUAAUGACACAUCAUGCUCCUUGCCAGCACAUGGCCAGGCGUAAGUCUGCCCUCUAGCUUUCAUAUAUGUACCUAUGUGUAGAACACACUUGGGAGCUCAACAAGUUUGUUGUAAGUCUCCUACAAAUGAAAUAUGGCCUUCACUAAAGUGAACUACCACUUUAGUUUGAAAUUAUAUAUUUUUAAAAAGGCUCACUUUAAGUUUCUCAUUGAAGUAGCAGAUUGUCAUCUACCAAACUCGUGCAUAAUUAUUUUAAAAUUGAGUUUAUUUUAUUGUGUUGUAUGUAUCUGUGUACUUUUUCUUUAACUGUUCAAUUUGAAGUGAUUUUUAUAAACUGAUACAAAAGUUGAUAGUCAUAAUAAAUUACAGUGCACUUUG
This is a messenger RNA of Thalassophryne amazonica, 3741 nucleotides long. RefSeq names its product spermatogenesis associated 6 (gene spata6). The transcript is spliced from 9 exons. Gene Ontology annotation, biological process: spermatogenesis. The coding region runs from base 190 to 1296 and encodes 368 amino acids. NCBI's taxonomy places the organism in Eukaryota, Metazoa, Chordata, Actinopteri, Batrachoidiformes, Batrachoididae. The record is from RefSeq and is a predicted model, not a curated record. Gene Ontology annotation, molecular function: myosin light chain binding.